AUCGCACAAGUUUUCAGUUUUAUUGUUUGUUUAUUGGAGGUUUAUUGCCAUGUUUAUUUGGUUCCGUUCAUUUCAAGUUCGUUCGUUCACUUCGUUCUCUCGUCUUCGUCUCGAGCAUGGGGAAAGGACUAGUCCUUGGGAAAGGAUAAUAAAAAUAUAUGUUGAAGGAGUUGAAGGACCUCUUUUUUAAAUAGGUAGUUAAAAUAUAUUAAUAAGAAUAUGGAGGACAUAAAGGGUUUGAAGUCGGUGCUGCGGUCGCUCGUGGUAUCGAGUCCGACGGAGAUGACGCUGAUGAAUCUGCUGCGGGACUUCCGCAACAUGAUGGGUGCACCACUGCCCAUCACCAAAUUUGGCUACCGAGACCCUUUACAGUUCCUCAAGGAGCGUUGCGGCGACUGCUUCUUGUUCCAGGGUGUUGGAGGCAAUCCUGUGCUGGUUCCAAUAGUACCUGAACAACUGAAACACAUUGAUUCUUUUGUACAGAAACAAAAAAUACCAUCUAAUGUAAAAUUCAAAGGAAAAAGAAGAAGUGUAGCUGAAGUAAAGGCCAAACCAGCUCCAGAUUUGAUUGCAAAAACAUUUAUGACAUCUAAGACACCAAACAUUAAUUUACCAAAUGUUGUGAAGGAGCAGCACAUGCACUUGACAAAUGAAGAGAACAGGACAAGAUGUGAUACAAGACAGAGGCUAUCCCCUCAAGUAGAUUUAACAAAUAAACAUGAACCUGCCCCUGACUUAACAAAACACAUUAAGGAUAAUAAUGGUCAUAGUGAACACAACACCACUUCAAUGGAGGCUUACAAAAACUUUCUUCGGAAGCGACUACCAAUAUAUGACAGUAGUCAGGAUUUGGACAAUGAUCAAUCUUACAGAGACAGUGACUCAGGCAAAUGUACUUCUGAAUCUGAUCCACACACUGUCUCUAGUAGCAGCAGCAGCAAAGCGGACAGACUGGAACAGCUGAAAGCCGAAGUGACACAGCUGGUGCUCGACAGCCCGGACGGAGUACUCUGCACUGACCUUAUGAAGCUAUACAGGGAGCGGUACGGGCGCGAGCUGAACUUCUCUCGGUUCGGGCUGACGAGCGUGUCGGCGCUGGCUUGCGCGCUGCCCGGCGUGCGCGUGGCGGGCGGCGCGGCCGACGGUGGAGCCCUGCGCUUGCACGACGCGCGCGCCCCGCUCGGGGGCGGAGCCCUGCGCCUGCACGACCCGCGGCCGCGUGUCCGCCGGCUCGGCGACCCGCCAUCCAGCGCCGACGCCGCGCCGGACGCUGACGACGCUCUGCCCUGGAUUGACUUCGACCCGGACGUGUUCCCGGCGGACUGCAUGUCGUUCUCGGAGAGCAUCCCGGAGGCGGACGUGAGCUCGCUGGCGGCCGGGGAUAUGCUCGAGCUCAUGCUGGGAGAGGUGUACUCGCCGAGCCACUUCUGGUUCUACCGCCUCGGAGACCAGCACCACAUCGCCAUGGAGAACAUGAUGGAUGAGAUGACCGAGUACUACGAGCGCGGCUCGGGGCGGGCGCGCUCGCUGGCCGUGGGCGCCGUGCGCGUGGGCCACUACUGCAGCAGCGUGUUCGAGCGGGACUGGCACCGCUCGCUCAUCGUGCAGCGCCUCGACACCGACACCGUCAAGGUCCGGCACGUGGACUACGGCACGGUGGACCGCGCGGCCGUGUCGGCGCUAAAGCCGCUGCGGCGCGAGUGGGCGCGGCUGCCGGCGCAGGCCGUGCGGGCGCGGCUGGCGGGCGUGCGGCCGGCCGCGGCGGGCCGGCGCUGGCCGCACGCCGCCUCGGCCGCGCUGCUGCGCCUGGUGCGCGACCGCCGCCUCGUGGGCAACGUGCUGCACGUGGACCACGAGGAGAACAUCGUAGAGCUGUUCCUGAUAGACACGUCGACGGAGUGCGACGUGCGCAUCGACCUGGAGCUGAUCCGCGGCGGGCACGCGGACCCGCGCGGCUCGGCGGUCGGCGCGGGGGCGGAGGGCUACCUGUUCCCGCGGUUCUCCGCGCUCGAGAGCGGCGCCACGCCCAACUUCGCCGACAUCAGCGCCUACCUGCGCGACGGCAUCGCGCUCGAGUUCGUGGACGAGUACCGCCGCCACGUGCCCAGCCUGCUGGAGCCGCCGCGCCUCGACACCCGCGUGCCGCAGUUGGCGCCGGCCUCCCCGCCAGCCUCCGACGCUAGCUCGGGCUCCGGCCGCCUCGAGCUAGAACCCGCGGCCCCUGCCGAGCCCGCGGUGCAGCCGCCGGCGCCGGCCCGCGAGCCCGACGCCGUGGCGGCCGUGGCCCCGUCGGCGCGGCCCAGCCGCGGGCCGGCGCUGCGCGUGGCGCCGGAGCCCCGGCCGCCGCCGCCCCCGUUCCUGCCAUACGCGCCGCCCUACCCCGCGCCCGUGCCCUUCCUGUUCCCGCCGUCGCCACACGUGCCCCCCAUGCCUAUGCCGCACAUGGCCCCGAUGCAUCCGAUGCCGCCCUACCUUUCGUGUUCGAGUAUGUCACUGCACUCGGCCUACGCUUCGCAGCCCUGUCCCCCGCGGCCCCCCGGAGCGUUCGGCGGUGCCCCCGCUGUCCCCGAGUGCCGAGACUCUCCGUUCUCCCCCGGCCAUAGGUCGUCCCCGGCGCUGGGCGUGAACUCGCCGCCGCCGCCGUACUCGGGCGCGCCGCGCCAUAUCAAGACCGGGCAGGGCGAGGUGACGCUGUCGGUGUCCGAGUGCGAGAUCUUCUCGCUGCUCAGCAGCGUGGAUCCCAACGCGGCACACUGGUACAUGGUGGACGCGAUCAGCCGCGCCAUGGGCUCGUGCUCCACGACGGACGCCAGGCGCGCGCCGCGGGCCGCCCCGCCCUCGCAGCUGAACCCCGAGGCGUGCGAGUUCCGCCUGGCGGGCGCCGCCGGCGUCACGCCGCCGCCCGGCUUCGACUGAGGCGAGCGCCCGCCGAGUGUUGAGCGUUUCGUUCUUGAUGUGUCUCAUCAUAUUUGUUUACGAUUGAAGUGCGAGUGAUUUUAAGCUGUCUGAACGUGAUCCAACUGACAGACCGACAAGCGCUGUAACCACAGUGUAACUGUGCCUACCUCUCGAUUGUAUAUUAUAUACCUUACUUGGAUACGUGAGGUUUAAGAGUAGUUUGUAAGCGUAUAUUGUGAUUACCUACCUUUGCAGGGAAAAUGCUAAAAGCACUUGCAGUUAUUUUUGCAUUUUUUUAAUUAGAAAGUUCUACUAAAGACUAAGUACACUUGCUUUUAAGAAUCUCAAGUAUUUUUGUAUGUAAGCGACAUGUGUCCGCGGGAGGCCCGCGUUGCUAUGCAUAGUGCAGAGCAUGUCACGUUUAUUUCUGAACUCCUUGUUAUGUUUGAUAAAUAAAUAUAAACCUACAAAUAUAUUUUUCUUCCAUUAAUUGUUAAAGAUCUAUUUCUUAAAAAUCAAAAGAAAAUUGACAUUUGAUGAUUGUACAACUACUCAUAAGUUUGACUUGAUGAUUCUGUGAUAAUAAUAAACCACUUGUUUGGGAAUAAAUGUUCACAAUUAA
This is a messenger RNA of Pectinophora gossypiella (pink bollworm), 3520 nucleotides long. RefSeq lists its product as uncharacterized. The transcript is spliced from 11 exons. The record is from RefSeq and is a predicted model, not a curated record. Lineage: Eukaryota; Metazoa; Arthropoda; Insecta; Lepidoptera; Gelechiidae. Bases 220 to 2916 code for a protein of 898 amino acids.